Messenger RNA from Lucilia sericata (common green bottle fly), 1686 nucleotides. RefSeq names its product estradiol 17-beta-dehydrogenase 11. Gene Ontology annotation, molecular function: oxidoreductase activity, acting on the CH-OH group of donors, NAD or NADP as acceptor. Gene Ontology annotation, cellular component: lipid droplet. The transcript has 7 exons. Bases 582 to 1673 code for a protein of 363 amino acids. NCBI's taxonomy places the organism in Eukaryota, Metazoa, Arthropoda, Insecta, Diptera, Calliphoridae. The record is from RefSeq and is a predicted model, not a curated record.
GUGAUAUUGAAUACAACUACAAUAAAAACAAUACGAAAUCUGAUACUUUUUGCAAUUGCGUUCAAAUAGAAGCAAAAUAUACACGCUAAUAACAACAACAAAUAUUAAGACAAAGCGCGUAACCAGACACUGACUGGUGGAAGAGCCCAAAAGCCCACAACGAGAGUAACACAGUUAAAGAUGUACAAAUCGAUCGAGCAAAAACAAAGCCGAUAUCAAUAGAGUAAAAAAGUAAAGUUUGAGUUAAAAGAAAAAAAAAAAAAAAAAAUAAUAAUAAAAAUAAACACAACAGUAAAAAGCAACAACUCAUUAUUAAAACUUGAAAAAAAAUAUUUAUUUGCGCUGUGAGUUUUAGAAAAAAACCCAUGCAAGACAAGACAAACGCGUUUUAAGCGUCGUUAAGUGAGGAACACAAGAAAUAAGAAAUCAAUUUAAUGAAAGCGCGCGCGUGUGUAAUUAAGUGAAAAUUAAUUAUUGAAAAAUUAUACAUAGUAUUUUAAGAAGAAAUAAAACCCACAAAUACAAUAAAAAUUCAAUAUACUAAAAAAAGUGUUUAAAAGUUUAAAAUAAUAAAAUUAAAAAUGGUGGAAACCACAACUGUAACACGCACUACGGAAUUACCAGUUCCUGCAACUACUCCAGCAGCACCCAUACGUAUUAACACUACGUCCCCAACGACCACCACCUCUGCUGCCACUACCGCUGCUGGGGCUAGGCAAAAUGAUGAAGUCACUCGUGGUAUUUAUAAUUUAAAAAUGAUCUUAUUCCUGCUGCUCCUUCCUUUGGUGCUUUUUGCAGUAUUUCUAAAACAUCUGUUGGAUUAUUUAUUUGGUUUGGGCCUUAAAGAGAAAGAUGUGGCUGGAAAAGUGGCUUUGGUUACAGGUGGUGGCAGCGGUUUGGGCCGUGAAAUUGCUCUUGAAUUGGCACGUAAAGGUUGUAAAAUAGCUGUGGUCGAUGUAAAUUCCAAAGGCUGUUAUGAAACUGUUGAUAUGAUUUCAAAAAUUCCCCACGGUGUAGCCAAAGCUUACAAGACUGAUGUCUCAUCGCCACGUGAAUUACAACUGAUGAGUUUAAAAAUUGAAAAAGAAUUGGGCCCCGUGGAAAUUCUAGUUAACAAUGCGUCUCUCAUGCCCAUGACAUCGACACCACAGUUGAAAGAUGAUGAAAUUGAAAAAAUUAUUACCGUUAAUUUGGGAUCAUACAUUAUGACCACUAAAGCCUUUUUACCCAAAAUGGUGGCACGUAAAUCUGGACAUGUAGUUGCUGUUGCGGCAUUGUCUGGUCUUGUACCUUUACCCGGUGCUGGCAUUUAUACUGCAACCAAAUAUGGUAUUAUUGGCUUUAUGGAGGCAUUGAGAUGUGAAUUACGUUUAUCCAGUAGCGAUUAUGUACGUACAACAGUGGCCAAUACAUAUUUUAUGAAGACAAGUGGCGAUUUGCAUUUACUCAGUGAUGCAGGCAUCUCGAGCAGUUAUCCUGGUUUACCAACAGCAUAUGUGGCAGAGAAAAUUGUCCGUGGCAUGUUACUCAAUGAGCGUAUGGUGUACGUGCCAAAAAUAUUUGCAUUAAGUGUCUGGUUGCUCAGAUUAUUACCCACCAAAUGGCAGGAUUACAUGCUCUUAAGAUUUUAUAAUUUUGAUGUACGCAGCCAUCAUUUGUUUUAUUGGAAAUGAAUUGAAAAGAAAC